AUGAAGAGGUAUCUUCCGGCUCCACUAAACAACGUGAUUUGUCAAGCUCAAGAUCAACCGAAUGCUCCUCGCGAACGAAUCCAGUCCUCCCCGCAUAUCAGAGACGAUGAAAUGGAAAUGGUCGAUCGAAUGGCCCGAUCCUUCGAUGAAACUGGUCUGGAUGAAAUCAACGAGAUUAUCGACCACAAUUACUACAAGGACGAAGAUACGCCGAAGAUUGUAAAAGAGGUAAACCUUUUUCUUUUUGUUUGUGUUUUUGAUACCAAAUCGUACUAAAAAUGGAUUUUAUUGCUGUUUUUUGCAAUGAAUGAUACCCUCAUUUUUUCAGCACCUCAAAUUCUCCAAUGACGACACGGAUAUUGUUUUUACUUUCGAAGAUACCUCUUCGAAGACUCUUUCUGAGCAAGACCGCCAAAAGGUCGCGACCUAUCCGCUUCCUCCCUUUUGCUCCACAGCCAACGACGUUCCAUGGAAGCGAACACACCCUGGACGGGCUGGAUUGAUUUUCCACCCAGUUCCAGUCCGUGUAACAUCCAAUUCCUUGGGAGAAGGUAGAAAUAACAUUUUGGAUAUUGGAAGGAAAUUUGGACCGCUGGGAGAACAGAACUCUUAUAAUGGAAUGGUAAAUGGAAUUAUUAGACGAGUCCAGAACUUGAUUCACACACCAAACCAGAUGGGAUCCCCUGGAUAUGAGGAGACGUAAGUUUUGGGCCAUUUUUGUUGUUAUUGGGGUCUAUUUUAUAGUUUUCAGGAUUGUUUUUUGAUGGGGAAGUUUAAAUUCAGCGUCGGAUGAUUUUUGCAGAAUACGUUUGACAUGUUGAUUUCAGAGCACGUCGUUUUUUCGCGGAGUCUCGGUAUCCAUCAACAGAAUCGAGCUCGAGUGGCUCUUCGAGCAAGGAGAACAUCCCCAAGUUCCAGAAUUCAAUCCCCAGAGUCCAGAAGCUGAAUCUGACGUCCGAUUUUGGCCCCAAGAACAGAGAAGUUCGGGAUGUUGGUCCAGUGAGAUCGUUGGCUGUAUUUUCCCAGUCACUUCCAUCUAAUCCCAAGGUGAAUAUCGACGCUGUCGGCCCUUGCGCCUAUUGUUUGUCCACUGGACAGAGGAAGACCAUUGCCUAUUCGCAUUCGAAAUUUUUGUGCCCAAUCCUGUCGUCAUUGAGACCUUGCAAAAUCUGUGGCGCUCGUGGAUUGGAUAAUCAUACCGCAAUGUAAGAGGACUUUUGGUAGCAGUCUUAUUUCCUACGAGUUUGGAAAACCCCGGCAUUAUUUAAGAUAAAUAAUGUUUUAAAUUGUACAGUUGACUUUCAGGCACUGCCCCCGUCGUCAGAAAGUUCAACUGACCCUAAACCGAGUCCAAACGAAGAUUUUCUCUGAACGGGACUUGCCAUUUAUGAAGGUUCUCCCAAAAGGCAGCUAUAAUAUGCCGAAAUGGACCUCCGAAUGUUGUUGA
Molecule: messenger RNA, 1447 nt
Organism: Bursaphelenchus xylophilus (pine wood nematode)
Lineage: Eukaryota; Metazoa; Nematoda; Chromadorea; Rhabditida; Aphelenchoididae
Source: the annotation of a GenBank genome assembly